Messenger RNA from Ilex paraguariensis (yerba mate), 774 nucleotides. Lineage: Eukaryota; Viridiplantae; Streptophyta; Magnoliopsida; Aquifoliales; Aquifoliaceae. The record is from the annotation of a GenBank genome assembly.
ACCGUUGCUCCGCGCCACAAAGCCUUCGGGUCAGAUAAAACACACGGCGCACAACCAUGGAAGUUGAAGUGAAGCUACGGUUACCAGACUCAGCCUCUCACCAAAGACUCUCCAACAUACUCUCACCGUUCCACAUCAAAACCCACCUCCAAGAAAACGUCUUCUUCGACGGCAUUAACUCCGAGCUCUCUUCAAACCUAGCCGUGCUACGUCUCCGAUUCUACGACCUUGACACCCACUGCAUCGUCUCUCUAAAGGCCAAACCAAUAAUCACCGACGGGAUUAGCCGGAUCGAGGAAGAUGAAGAGCCCAUCGACGCCGCCAUCGCCCGAGCCUGUGUGGCGGAGCCCUGGCAGCUAUCGUCGAUUAAUUUGUCGAGAAUACUCAAGCGAGUGAGAGAAGAGUUCGGUGUUAUAGAAAAUGGGUUGGUGUGUUUGGGAGGGUUUAGGAAUGUGAGGGCAGUGUAUGAUUGGAAUGGGUUGAAAUUGGAGCUCGAUGAGACCCAUUAUGAAUUUGGGACAAGUUAUGAGAUAGAAUGUGAGAGUUCGGAGCCUGAUAGAGCUAAGAAAUUGAUUGAGGAGUUUUUGAAGGAUAAUGGGAUCGGGUAUUCAUAUUCGGAGAGUUCCAAGUUCGCCGUUUUCCGGGCGGGAAAGCUGCCUCAGUAAAGUUAUAAUGACAAGUUUGUCACUUUUUUAUCAGAUUAAUUAAUUAAUUAUUUAAUAAAUCACUAAAUUGUGAUUUAGACUCUCACUUUUUUUGAAAUUGAAUGAUUGU